Lutzomyia longipalpis is the source of this 2113-nucleotide messenger RNA. Its product is annotated as roundabout homolog 2-like. Bases 140 to 1969 code for a protein of 609 amino acids. NCBI's taxonomy places the organism in Eukaryota, Metazoa, Arthropoda, Insecta, Diptera, Psychodidae. Gene Ontology annotation, cellular component: neuron projection membrane. The record is from RefSeq and is a predicted model, not a curated record. The transcript has a single exon. Gene Ontology annotation, biological process: synapse organization.
GGCUCUCCAGCACACGCUCAAAGUUUUAAAUUAGCAAGUUGGACGUCUCAAUAUCGUCAUCUUGUGUUGUUUUCAGUCUCAAAACAACUCUCAAGUCAGUUCUAGUCUUAUUUUUUUGGUGAAAAAUUCUUCAAGAGAAAUGAUUUUCCCCAUAAGCUUAAUCCUGAGUGUUCUCUGUGUGUCCUGGGGGCAGAAAUUGCAGCCAGAAAUUGUGAAAAUAAGUGAAGAUCAGGUGAAUAAUUUGGGUGAGACAAUUGCACUCAAGUGUGUGACAAAAGAUGCUGGGGAUUUCCCAGUUGUGUGGAAAAAAAUCAGCAAAAACCCCACAGACGCAGUAUUUAUAUCAUCGGGUGGCAGCUUAAUCUUGCCAGAUAGUCGAUUUUCCAUUGAGGUGUCCAACGAUCAAACCACGUAUAGGUUGAAGAUCAAGGAUGGGAGUGAAAGUGAUUCGGGAACAUAUCAAUGUGGGAUCGUUGCAUCAGCCCUUAAUACCUUUUCGAAGAAUGUGGAGGUUGUUGUGCGGGAUUUCGGGGCAAAAAUCCCAAGUGAUCCCGCACCGAAUGUUGCUCAAAUCUCCGAUGAUCCCCCACUGAGUAUUGCACCAAUUGUACGACCUGAUACGGUAUUCGAGCAGGUGAUUGAUCUCAAUCCCAAAAUUAUUCAAAUAACCGAAGAUGGUGUCUAUGCCGAAGGGGAUAUCAUCUACUUCCAAUGCUACACCCAAAAUGCCAAAGAUUUCCCAAUUUCAUGGAAGAAAUUGGGAGCAAUUGCUGAAGAUGCCUUAACCAUUGCAACGGGCGUGGAUGUUGUUGUGCCCGAUGAUCGUUUUGCCGUACGUAUCAAUGCAAAUAAAACUCUGUAUGAAAUGCGACUCGUUGAUGCACGUAAAAGUGAUUCUGGAACGUAUCAGUGUGAAAUUGCACCCACAUCCACGCGGACAUUCAGUAAGAAUGUUAACAUUGAUGUUGAAGCUGAAAGCAUUGCUGAGGAUAGGAAACCAGAAAUAACAAAAAUCUCCCCAAAUCAAGAAAUCUUCGAGGAGGAAACUCUCAAUAUUCAAUGCAAAACGAAGAACGCAAAGCACUACCCGGUCAUGUGGAUGAGAACAACAUCCAAUACAUCCACUGUUCUCACAGUUGAUGACAUCAUUGCAACACAUGACUACCGCAUUAGCUACUUUAUCAGCAAAAAAGGCACCACCUACACCCUGCGCAUUGCUGAAACAUCCAUUGAAGAUGCCGGAACGUACCAUUGCUGGGUGCUGGCACCGGGUUUUGAUGUAAUCUCCAAGAGUGUCAAUGUUAGGAUUUACCCCAAACUCACAACACCCCACAUUUAUGACAUUUCCCUCGAUCAAGAGGUCAAACUUGGGGGGAAUGUUGAACUAUUCUGCUCAGUGAAGAAUGCCGAAAAUAUUGCGGUUUACUGGAAAAGGUUAGAUUACAAUGAAAAAGAAAAAUCCGUCAUAUCAUUUGGAAGCAAAGUAAUUGUCCCAGAUCCAAGAAUUUCCCUCUACGUCAAUCACGAUCAUUCCCUCUAUAAGCUACGCAUCAGUAAUGCAACUACCAGUGAUGCUGGGAUUUAUCAAUGUCAAAUUGAUCCAUCAACAUACCUCACAACGCGAUUUAUUGUUGAAGUCAUCGUAACAGAUGCUCAAGGACGUAGAAUUUCAAAUAGAACUGCAACUACUGCAAAGGAUAAGGACACAUCAUGCAUCCCAGCCUAUGCCAGUGAAUUCCCAUCAAUCUGGAGACAACUAACACCACUAAUUGAGGAAGCACCAAAACUCUCCUCUGGCUACACUUUCCGUGUUGAUGAUCAACUAUCGGUACAAAUAAUCAAGGAUGGAGGUGAAAUUUACUAUAAACUCCUCCUCAAAAGUCUCUUCCACACCGAUCAAGAACCAUCGAGUUGCCUUCUUCUCACAUCUGACCCUCCCUCCAAGGACAAAGACCUAAGCAAGAGAUAAUUUCUGUUCUGAAAGAUUCAAUUUACAAUUUGCUCUUUUUUUUCAAAGGAAACUUUGUGAACUUUACCGUAUUUUUCUUUUUAAACUUAAAUGGUUGUGGAAAUUAUAGAGGUAAUAAAAAUUUUAUUUUUUAGAAGUAGAAAA